Erythranthe guttata (spotted monkey flower) is the source of this 1185-nucleotide messenger RNA. The record is from RefSeq and is a predicted model, not a curated record. NCBI's taxonomy places the organism in Eukaryota, Viridiplantae, Streptophyta, Magnoliopsida, Lamiales, Phrymaceae.
CCGUAUUAUAACAUGAUAUUUAUUUAAUAAUUUAUUUGCUAUCAUAUUUUAAAUUUCUACAACUAAUAGGGAAACGAAAAGGUCAAAAAAGGAAUCAUGUGGCGCAUGUUAGCAAAAGCUGUGUUUAUGAAAUGCAACCACCGAAUCUCAGCCUUAUAAAUACCCCACCACCACCACUUCCCAAAUUCCCCUCCCCCCGCCAGAAAACCUCCAUUGAUUCUCUUCCGACCUUCAAUUUCCCACACACAGUCACACAACAAUGAAUCAGAUCCAUCUCUCUGCAAAUCAAUUCGUGAUAGAAGCCUCGGUUGCGGAAUCUAUUGCCGAAUCACUGAACCUCCCCUCCGUGCUCCACCUCCUCCCCCACCUCGUCCACUCCGCGCAGGCCUUGGCCCGGCCCCCAAUCUCCAAUUUCAAUGUCGGCGCCGUCGGUCUCGGCUCCGACAGCCGCGUAUUCGUCGGCGUCAAUCUCGAAUUCCCCGGCCUGCCGCUCCACCACUCCGUCCACGCGGAGCAGUUCCUCCUCACGAAUCUCGCCGUCCACCGCUGCCGCCGCCUCCUCUCCUUCGCCGUCUCCUCCGCCCCGUGCGGCCAUUUCCGCAAGUUCCUGCAGGAACUCCGCCACUGCUCCUCCGUCCAAAUCCUCGUCAUCAAUGAAGAGAAUUGCGCUCAGAACAUUGACCAUGUAGAGAAUCGCAAACCCUUAUCCAAAUUUUUACCCAAUCCGUUCGGCCCGCACGAUUUGCUCGAUCACGAAUGCUGGCUUCUGCUCAAUCAACACGACAAUUGGCUGGAUCUAUUGCCCCCAAAUGCCGUCAAUUCUGUAAUUUCGGUGGAGAAGGAAGGUGCUAAGGUCAGGCAUGAAGAUACUGCAAGGCUUGUGUUGAAGGCAGUUUCGCCCAAGUGUGAUUUUCGGGUAUUUUACUGUCACUCUGGCUGAAAAAGAAAAAGUACCGAAAACACGAAUAAACCUCUGGCUAUUCACGAUUCGAAUUCCGGUGAUCUGGGAUUAAGAUUAAUGCAACUGUAGAUUCGAUCUUGCAAAUUAUUAUUUAUGAUGAUCAAUGAAUAACUGCAAUUUUUGUUUUUCUCGAGUUUUGCUGUUGUUGUUCCUCUGUAUUUCCUAUUUGUACUACUUGUCAAUUACAACUGAUCAUUGAGCUUUGUCUAUAAGACUAUAACAUC